AUGUCAGCUAUCAAAGUUACAUACAAUGCUACGAUCCGUAAAUUAACGCUCCCCUUAACCAUAACCUGGACCGACCUGUCCGCUCAACUUCGACUCCUCUUCUCCAUUCCUCUCAAUGUUCCAAUUGGGCUUUCCUAUUCCGACGAAGAUGGGGACGUUAUUACGCUUUCUUCGGAUGUUGAACUAAGGCAUGUAUUGGAGUCAUCUAAGAGCUCUACUAUGUCUUUCGUGUUGAAUACUGGUAUUGAAGAUAGUGGAUAUGAGUCUUGGGUGCUUGAAGGAAGGUCAAAAUUAAGCAGUAAUGUACAAGCUGUUAUGAAUGAAGAUGAGGAGGAUCAAUCACAACCAAUGCUGACUUUGAGAAAUGUCGCAAGCGAAGGCAUUAUAUCUAAAGAGACUGACAAGAAGGACCGAAGAAUCUGCGAUAGCACUGGCAAUAAUGAGGAAAAUACCAAGAGUGAUAAGGAUGGUGAGACUGUUGUAGAGCAACCUCAAUUUACCCCGUCCGAACAACCUGGGCCAGAAACUAAUUUCGCCGGUCAGAUCCAAAAUUUGAUGGACCAACUCUACGAAAUCGCCCAACAAAAUCCUCAAUUAAGACAAACAGCCAAUUCAAUAGUAGAUCAAAUUUUUGAAUUCACUAACAACGGCGUCGAGAAUGCAGGUGGCUGGUUCAGGUCCUUUGCUGAUAACGAGUUGCCGCUGUCGUCACUUGGGAAUGCUAAUGAUCGACAUACGCGUGCGGCUUGUUCUUGUGAUAUAAAUAGACAACACAAUUGUGGUGGGCAGGCGUGCUCACAAAGAUCCAAUUCAUGUGCAGAAUUUCAAAAAAUUAUAGCGAUGUGUUUCAUGAAAAAGGCUCUUAAAAUAGUUCUAUUCCUGUUUUUAUUUUUUGCUGUGAUUAAAUUCUUCUUUGCCGUAUUGUCGAUAUUAUUCUUUGCAUCAUGGGUGUUGAUUCUAGCCUUCUCGUUUGCGAAAUUACGCCGACGAGGAUUUUUUGCUAGAAGACAUUGUCCAUGGGAGAGAAGAUCUUAUUAUCCAUGGAAUAGGUAUAAUACAUAUCCUCGCUAUUGA
Molecule: messenger RNA, 1074 nt
Organism: Paraglomus brasilianum
Lineage: Eukaryota; Fungi; Glomeromycota; Glomeromycetes; Paraglomerales; Paraglomeraceae
Source: the annotation of a GenBank genome assembly